Messenger RNA from Brachypodium distachyon (stiff brome), 2447 nucleotides. Its product is annotated as scarecrow-like protein 9. The coding region runs from base 36 to 1931 and encodes 631 amino acids. The record is from RefSeq and is a predicted model, not a curated record. Lineage: Eukaryota; Viridiplantae; Streptophyta; Magnoliopsida; Poales; Poaceae. Gene Ontology annotation, biological process: regulation of DNA-templated transcription. Gene Ontology annotation, cellular component: nucleus. The transcript has a single exon. Gene Ontology annotation, molecular function: DNA-binding transcription factor activity; sequence-specific DNA binding.
GCCAACCUAGCUUACACUUCAGUAGUAGCAGAGCAAUGGCUGGCGGCGCGACGCCGGAGGAGGAACACGUGCGGCAGAGCUUCCUGGCGCGGCUGGAGCCGCCGUCUCCGUCGCUGUUCCUCGACCUGCCGCCGACGCCCCGCUCCUCGUCGUCGUUCGACGACAUGGCGCUCCCUUACAUCUCGCGGCUGCUCAUGGAGGAGGAGGACAUGGCGGACCACUUCUUCUACCUCUACCCGCAGCACCCGGCUCUCCUCCGUGCGCAGCUCCCCUUCGCCCAGAUCCUCGUCAACAACUCCAGCGCCGGCUCCGGCUCCGGCUCAGUGCCCUCGCCGUCCUCCUCUGACUCCAGCAGCGCCUCGCCGCACGACGCAGUCCAGAUCGCCGGGCCGCCGCCCUGCGCCCCCGACGGAUUGUUGCCCGGCGGCGACCAGGACAUGCUCAACCUGGCCUUCCUCAAAGGCAUGGAGGAGGCCAGGAAGUUCUUGCCGCGCAACACCGGCCUCCCGCCGGUGGUCGCCGCUUCGGCGGAGGAUGGAUUGCUCAAGACGAAGAGGGCUAAUUCGGAGCCGGAGGAGGUGGGCAGGGCCAGCAAAUUGAUGGCGCCGGAGCUGGAGGAGGAAGAAGACGGUGCCCGCGAGCUGCUCGACGAAAUGAUGUUGGGCGAAAACGAGAUAUGCAUGAAGGGGGUGCCGAACCUGCAGGUAGCCGAGCCCGUGAAGAAGACCCGUAAGGGGACUGGGCAGAGGGGGCGGCCGAGGAAGGCUGCGGUUGACGGCGAGAUGGUGGACCUGCACACUCUGCUCCUGCAGUGCGCGCAGGCGGUGUCCACGGACAACCAGCGGGGUGCCAGUGAGCUGCUGAAGAAGAUCAAGCAGAACUCGUCCCCGACAGGGGACGCGGCGCAGAGGCUGGCGCAUUAUUUCUCCGUGGGCCUGGAGGCGCGGCUGGCGGGAAGGGGCAGCAGGCUGUAUGAGUCGCUCAUGGCGAGGCGCACCUCCGUUGUGGACGUCCUCAAGGCCGACCAGCUUUACAUGGCGGCCUGCUGCUGCAAGAAGGUGGCAUUCGUUUUCGCCAACAAGACCAUCUGCAAUGCUGUGGCAGGGAAGAGCCGGUUGCACAUUGUUGACUAUGGUAUCAAUCUAGGAUUGCAGUGGCCGGGUUUGCUGCGCAUGCUGGCAGCUAGGGAAGGCGGGCCACCGGAGGUCAGGAUCACCGGCAUUGACCUCCCACAGCCUGGGUUCCGCGGGGCCUCCCACGUUGAGGAUACGGGGCGCAGGCUGAGCAACUUCGCCCGCGUGUUCAGUGUGCCAUUUAAGUUCUGUGCCAUCGCAGCGAAGCGGGAGACUGUCCGUCCUGAGGACCUGAAUAUCGACCCGGAUGAGGUGCUGGUGGUGAUCAGUCUCUGCCAUUUCAGGCUCUUGAUGGACGAAAACCUCGGAUUUGAUAGCCCUAGCCCCAGGGAUCAGGUCCUCAACAACAUUAGGAAGAUGCGGCCGAAUGUGUUUAUCCAUGGCAUUUUGAAUGGCUCGUAUGGCGCUACCUACUUCCUGACACGGUUCCGGGAGGCACUUUUCCAUUACUCGGCACAAUUCGAUCUGUUGGAUGCGACUGUUCCCCGAGACAACUCCGGGCGGCUGCUGCUCGAGCGCGACAUCUUUGGGCGGUCUGCCCUGAAUGUCAUCGCAUGCGAGGGUGCAGACAGGGUGGAGCGUCCUGAGACAUACAAGCAGUGGCAGCUGCGGAACCACCGGGCAGGUCUGAGUCAGCUGCCAUUGAAUCCUGAGGUUGUUAAGCUUGUGCUGGACAAGGUCAGGGGCAACUACCACAAGGACUUCGUUGUCGAUGAGGAUCAGCGCUGGUUGGUGCACAGGUGGAAGGGGCGUGUGCUCUAUGCUCUGUCGGCAUGGGUUGCAGACGAUGCCACCUAGCUUCUUUUCUCAGUCUAAUUUUCAUUAUAGACAUGGAUAUACCUAUCCAUGUCUAUAUGUUAGCAUUGAGCUCAACACCUGUGGUCCAGUAACAACUAACUAGUACCCAUGGUUCAGUGAACUUCCUAUUGCGCCAUGAUCUAGACAAUUACUUCUACUACGACCCAGAGUUUGAUGUCAAGUAUUUAGUCAUUUGAUUUUUCUCAUCAUGGCUAGGCCUAGGUGUAAAACUUUUUACUUAGGAUUCUUCAGAGAUGCAGUAAUUUCUAGGCAUAUCCCUAGAUUGGAUGCUUUGGCCAUCAUGUUGCUGCAGAAGUUGUAACAAUGUACGACAAGACCUGUAGAGUUAUCAAUUUAUGUAAUCACAUUGUUUGGCACUUCCUUUUUGGCCCCCAUCUUGUAUUGGUUAGUCAGAGUUGAUGUGCACAUUUUUCUUUCUUAGUAUGAACAAUUAAAGUUGUGAUUAGCUCGAUCAUACAUACUAUGAAGUUUUCAUUGACGACGGUUUCUGAGAAA